Messenger RNA from Clonostachys solani, 1071 nucleotides. Lineage: Eukaryota; Fungi; Ascomycota; Sordariomycetes; Hypocreales; Bionectriaceae. The record is from the annotation of a GenBank genome assembly.
AUGAGUUCAUCGGCAUAUACUGGUGAUGAACCACCACCACCAUAUUCAGAGACCAGCAAUGAUUCUAUUCCCUCUCACCAAAGACAGCCGCCGCCGCAUCCGACCAUAGACCAGUCAUCUUCAUCACGACCUACCCAGCUCUCCACUUUCGCCAUCAGUAUCAAACCAAAUACUCGCCCGUCGGAGAUCCCCUACCCAUCCGAGUGGGCUUCGAUACACCAUGUGAGCCCCCAGGACUGGGAUACCUUUGUUGGGCGUUUGAUCCCCGAAUCUGUGCACCGAGACAGCAAGUGCCUCUCUUACGAGCGCAAGAGAGCCAUCCAGGCAGUCAUCCAGGAGUGGAACGAGACCUACUUCGAGCCAAGAGGUGUCAAGAUCACCUUCGAUGAGCAUUCACACUCCCAACCGGGAGGCCAGUCGUAUUCAGGGGCGUCAUCCAGCACCGCUCUUCCGCCCGCAAGCCAUCCUGGCCCAUCAUCUGGGCCCCAAUCACAACGUCCUCCACAACCAUUCCCAGAUCAGCUACCUCCACGACCAAGCGGACAACAACCAUCUCGGAAGUACAUGUCCACGAGGCAGAAGUUGACGAAUAAACUGAAGCAGGUUGCUCAGGAAAACGACAUCACUUACUCGCCACAACAUUUCCGUGUCGGCCAGAUGUUCACGGUGGACGCCGGCAAAAUCCAAAUUGGCAGACUGAAUGUCGACGAUCGAGGGGUUCAGUACGGAGGGCGACCGAUAGGUCCCCAAUUCCCACCCGGCUACAUUGGCCAGACCAUGAAUCCUCAGAACCGACCUACCCAAAUGUAUCGUCACGGACAGAACGGCCCCAGCAAUGCGAGCAAUGCGUCUGGUUAUCAUUAUGGGGUUCAGCCCCAGGGAUAUUAUGGUCAUCAAGGGUACGGCCCCCCGAACGGCAUUCCGCAUACGGGAUCCUGGCCGUCUUCGACUUCAACCCAACAGCCAGGAGCAUAUGCUCCAUAUCAGGGACAGCCCUCUCAGUCUCAAAUGAACGGAUUCAGGCCGCCACAAGGACCUCCACCGCCCCAGGCCAGAGCAACAUUCGGAUGA